CAGUGUACUAAGGGUCCAAGUUCUAAUACGAAUUCGAUACCUGUUUCAACGCGAUGGCCAAACAAAUUCUGUUUCUGUUACAAGUAUUGUCGGCGUUAGUUUUGUUCGCUGAUGCAGUCGUACCCGAGUUUAAAUAUGUCGGGCAAUUCAACGGAAAAGAUUAUUGGGCUAGUCUUCCUGCUUAUACCGAACCAAGUGGCAAAAUUUACCUAAAAUGUCAGGAAAAAUUCGGGACUGCAUAUACUUCUCGAAUUGACGAUGCAGCAGAAUGGAAUUUCGUUCGGGGCCAACUUUCAGCUAAUUUCCAAUGCAAUGGAUGCACCAGAAACUUUUGGGUUAACGGAAAAUACGACCGGCCACAUGGUGCUGGCGAGAAUGUAGUCAUAACAGUGACUGGAAACGUUGUAGGAACAAAAAUCGAUAAAAUUGCGAAUGAAUAUAGAUACAUCUGUGAGGUGCCAGUAACUGUAAGCCCAACAACUACAACCACCACCCAAGCUCCUCAUUCUACUUCUCAGGAUUAUCCGACUAAUCCUACACCAGUGGAAGAGUGCGAAUACGAUAAUGACGUUAUUGUUUUAAUUGAUUCGUCGGGCAGUAUUGGUGUAGAUAACUACAAAAAAGAAAAAUUAUUCACCUACGACAUAGCAAGAGCAUUCCAGGGAAAUCCAGACGCAAGUUCUUUUGGAUUCACAAUGUAUUCACAAAGCGUCCAGAUAGUGGUGCCGCUGGAAAACACAUUGUCUGACCAGGAAGUAUACGGGCGAAUUUUGAAUGCUACGUACAUGGGUUAUACAACCAACACAGACUUGGGCAUUAUUUCUGCUACAGAUGAAUUUACGUCUUCUACUCGACCAGUGACGAAAAACUUGGUGGUUAUUACAGAUGGUCUAUCGAACAAUCCUCAAUGGACUAAAGCAGCGGCAGAUGCAGCCAAUGCGCAAGGUAUUCGUACCUUUGCCGUCGGAGUGGGUUCUCAAGUGCAAUCCAAUCCACAAUUGCAAACAGAAUUGCUCGAUAUUGCUGGUGGGAAUCCAGAUCGUGUUUUUACUGCAGACACUUUUGAUGAUCUCACUUCCAUUCUGAAUCCAGUUACCCAAGCUGUGUGUAAUCCAAGCAAUUAACAGCUACAAGCUCGAUAAUUGCUUAAACCCUUAAACCCAUUUUUCUUGUUCAAAUAAAAAUUGGAAUAUUAUAAGUUUGAAAUGAA
This is a messenger RNA of Bradysia coprophila, 1210 nucleotides long. Its product is annotated as collagen alpha-1(XXI) chain-like. Lineage: Eukaryota; Metazoa; Arthropoda; Insecta; Diptera; Sciaridae. The record is from RefSeq and is a predicted model, not a curated record.